CCCCCACUCGGAGCAUGCGCGGGACGCUUGGCGCCAAUUUCAGACCGCCGCGGCUUGUGCCAGGCUCACUGGUCCCUCCUCGGCUCCGGGAUGAUCGGCCAGAAGACCCUUUACUCCUUCUUCUCCCCGAGCCCCGCUAGGAAACGACGUGCCAGCAGUCCCGAGCCGGCCGACCCAGGGGCCGGCGUGGCAGCCUUGGCUGAGGAGAACGGCGAUGUGGCGGCCAGCCCAGCCAAGAAGGCCCGGGCGGGACAGGACGAGCCUGGCACGCCGCCCUCCUCGCCGCUGAGCCCGGAGCAGCUGGACCGCAUCCAGAAAAACAAGGCCGCAGCGCUGCUCAGACUCGCAGCCCGAAACGUACCGGUGGGCUUUGGGGACAGCUGGAAGAAGCACCUCAGCGGAGAGUUCGGGAAACCGUAUUUUAUAAAGCUAAUGGGAUUUGUUGCGGAAGAAAGAAAACAUUAUACUGUUUAUCCGCCCCCACACCAAGUCUUCACAUGGACCCAAAUGUGUGACAUACGAGAUGUGAAAGUUGUCAUCUUGGGACAGGAUCCUUAUCACGGACCCAAUCAAGCUCACGGGCUCUGCUUCAGCGUGCAAAGACCUGUUCCACCCCCUCCCAGUUUGGAAAACAUCUAUAAAGAGCUGUCAACAGACAUAGAUGGCUUCAUUCAUCCUGGCCAUGGAGAUUUAUCUGGGUGGGCUAAACAAGGUGUCCUCCUGCUCAACGCCGUCCUCACUGUUCGGGCCCAUCAAGCCAAUUCACAUAAGGAGAGAGGCUGGGAGCAGUUCACUGACGCUGUGGUGUCCUGGCUCAACCAUAACUUGAACGGCCUUGUCUUCUUGCUCUGGGGCUCUUAUGCUCAGAAGAAGGGCAGUGCCAUUGACAGGAAGCGGCACCAUGUCCUGCAGACUGCUCAUCCUUCCCCGUUGUCAGUGUAUAGAGGAUUCUUUGGCUGUCAACAUUUUUCUAAAGCCAAUGAGCUGCUGCAGAAGUCUGGCAAGAAGCCCAUUGACUGGAGUGAGCUGUGACCCCACGGCGCAGUGGUCCGCCUCUUGGGGUGAUUUUUGAGGCCCUGAUGUUGAAGAUUUAUCAACUACGAAGUUACUGAAAAUUUCUGUACUGUUAAGCACCCUGCUUAAUAACGAGAAAAAGCUCCCAUAGAGCAGCCAAGAGCCAGGCUAUCAUGGGAUGGCAGCUUUAUCCAGCCAGAAGUAGGUAGCAAAGAUACCCUCUGACCACUUCUGCGUAUUUGAGCUGUGCCCCAGCCAAGGCAGAGGUGGCUUGGUGAGAAACGUGCACAUUUCUCGCAAGACAGCUGAGGUCAAAUACUCCCUUGGUCUCUUCACCUCCUGAAGCCUGUGUUUAAAAGGGGAGAUGAGCACCUUUUUGAUACCUCCUCCUCUAGUUUGGUGCCUGCUGCUACUGUAGACUUCAUAGGUUACAAGGUAUUGUGUGUUUUUGCUUAGAACCUUCCCGCUCCCUCUUUCAGGGAGCCCCAGAUGCUCCCUGGAGAAACCUUGAGGAUGUCUUCCGAGCUUCUAGAAACCUGGCCCUGAAAUCAGGACUGUUUCCUAGUUGUAGCAGAGGCCAGUAUUCCUGAGAACUGUCCUUGGUGUGAGCCUUAACAGACCAGCAGGUCGGAAACUGCAAACCGCAGCCAGCUGGGUCUUUAUUCUGUUCUUUGGGUGCUUCCUGGAGUAGUAGGGGGUAGAAGUUGAAAGGAGAGGGUUUUGUUUUUAAUUGGAAUGAGUAUUGUUCUCCUAGUGCUUUUGGGCGUGGGUAGGAUGGGGUGGGGUAAGGUGGCACAGGCUGCCCAGGGAAAUUUGUUUUGUCCUAAUGGACUGAAAUCACUUGGAGUUUUUGGUUUUUGUUUUUAUUUUUUAUUUUUUUUGCAACACUGGUGAGUUUAGCUUUUUUUAUAAAAUACUACACAGAUACAUAUAUUUUUCUCAAUCCUUUUUUUUUUUUAAGAGACUGGGUCUGCACCCCUGAGCUGAAUGUGGUGGAGAUUGUUUUUGUUGUAGCAGGGUUAAAAUGCUGACCACGUGCACAUUUAGUAAUUAAAGAUUUUUGAAGUUUCACUUGCUGCUGACUCUCCUUUGGCCUUGGAUACCCAGGCUGCCCUUGUACCUUGGUUAGUGCCUGUGCCCCACCCCUGGAUGCCAGGGCAACCAUUGUGGUGGGGGGCUGCCCUGCCACCAGCCAAGCUCCACUGGGAUGGUGCUGCUCACCCCUGGCCAGGCCUUGGUGAGGGAGGGCCCUGCCUGCUGCCUAGAGCACCCUGACCCUUGAGUUGGGAGUGGGAGGGCUCACCUGGCUGGAUUGGCUAGAACAAAGAGCAAUGCUUGGGGGAUCUUGGCAUGCUCACCCUGGCUUUUUCUCUUGCUAUAUAGUAACUCUAUUUCUAGACUUCCCUAGAAUCUAAUUGUGACUUCCCUGGGCUUCUGAUAUAACUCCUUGGUGACCCAUGGGCCUGUAAGCAGUUGUCUCUUGGAACUGGUGGGCUGUCGGGGUGUAGGUGGGCUCCCUUGGCAUCUGGAGAAGGAAGAAAAAGGUAUGGGUAUAACUCAGCAGGAGAGCAUGUGGCUUUGUGUGCAUCAUGCCCUUAGCUCCAUCCCAGCACCAAAACCCAAACAGUAUAAUGAAGGCUUGUAGUGAGUGUACUUCAGUUAAGCGAGAAGGAAUACCUCUGGUGACAGUAUGGAGUCCAGCAAGUGCAUUGGACAGGGUGGGGAUAGAACACCUUAGUACUUUCCUCUCUGGGCCUCAGAUUCUUUGUGGGAAGGAUUAGGGAGUCUGUAUUCUGAUCAGCAAACAGGCUUCUACAGGAGAGAUGUAUCCUCAUUUGCCUUCUGGUCCCUGGGGUCUUCCCUGAGGGGCUGCAAUGGACUCCCUUACCCAAGGGAGAAGUGAGGAGGUGGUACUUCCAUUCUGCAUAGACAUUGACACCUGAGUGCAGGGCUGUGAGGAGGAAGAAGCAGUUACCAUAAAUAUCUCAAUAAACAAUAGCUUUUUGAUGUUCUCAAAAAGUAGAGCUGAGUGUGCUGCCCCAGGCCUGUAAUUCCAGCUACUUGGGACCUUUAGGGGCUGCAUAGGGAGACGAACCCCCUGUGUCAAAAAGGACUAGGGAUGUGGCUUAGUAGUAGUGUUUGUCUAGUGUGUUCAAGGCCCUAGGUUCAAUCUCUAGUAUCAACAUUAAAAUUUAAAGAAAAUUAUGUAAUACAUAUACAUACUCUUGACCUCAUUAUGCUUCCAGCCCUUGAUGUACAAAAAUGAAUAAUAAGAAAAAGUAAAAAACACGAUCUUUUGGGCCAGAGGUUGGCACACUAUAUGAAGCAUCAGAUAUUAAGUAUUUUAGUUUUGAAGUCCUCUGGUCUCUAGGAAUUGUCCUACAUUUAAAGAGAAAGCAGUUAAGGGCAAAAUGUAGUAUCUGAGCUCUCCUAUAUAAAAUUUUGUAGACACUGAAAUUUGAAUUUAUGAUUUUUUG
Molecule: messenger RNA, 3491 nt
Organism: Fukomys damarensis (Damara mole-rat)
Lineage: Eukaryota; Metazoa; Chordata; Mammalia; Rodentia; Bathyergidae
Gene: Ung
Product: uracil DNA glycosylase
Exons: 7
Coding region: 91-1032 (313 amino acids)
Biological process (GO): base-excision repair; base-excision repair, AP site formation via deaminated base removal
Cellular component (GO): nucleus; mitochondrion
Molecular function (GO): uracil DNA N-glycosylase activity
Source: RefSeq, a predicted model, not a curated record